This is a messenger RNA of Meloidogyne enterolobii, 318 nucleotides long. NCBI's taxonomy places the organism in Eukaryota, Metazoa, Nematoda, Chromadorea, Rhabditida, Meloidogynidae. The record is from the annotation of a GenBank genome assembly.
AUGUCAUGUGCAACUAUUGAUAAUGUCGACUUAACUGUUGAAGAAGUAGCAGACAAAUCAAAAUGUGAUUUGUUUCAUAAAUCAAUUUCAUUCGGAAUUUCUAAUUAUUACAAACGUUUUGUCACGCUUAAAUUAAGCAGCGAAGAAUAUCACAAACUUGUCAAAUGGACGAAAGUCUAUCUUAAACAAAUUAAAUUUGAUUCUGCCGACCUACUUAUAUGCUCACAAAUUCUUAUAAAUGAAGCAGCUGAAUAUAAUUUUGAUGGGAAUUCUUCAAUGGAUUUACUUACAAAUUUUUUGACAUAUGAUAUGAGUUAG